AUCUAAUUCAAUCGCCCCUCCCUCCUCUCGGAUCUCCCACCACUCUCUUUCCCUUCAAAGCCGAAGGAAAACAUUUACAACAGAAAGCAAGGAAAAAGAACAGUAGUAGUGAAGGAGAGUGAGAGAAAUGGGGGACUGUACGAGGAAUUGUAAGCGAAAUGCACCAUUGGAGGGCUCAAGCACCGGCGCCACGGCUGUGUCGAAGAGGAGGAGAAUCGUUGGUUUGCCUGACGAGAAUGUUGAGCUCGAGAGCUACCCAGCUCGUUCCAGCUUCGUGGACUUGCCUGAGAAUGCGGCUGCUCCAGCUAAUUCAGCAGACUCCAGAGCGGCAAACGUCGGUGUUUUAUGCUCGAGCUUUUGUACGGACCAGCUCACGGCGUCUUGUUGCUCUAGCAAUGAUCAGUCGAACGAGGACGUGAGAGACAACUCGAGGCUCAUGGAUCUGGAGGCCAAGAUCAGUUUCGAAACCGUAGACUCAACGUACAUCAACAACAAACUCAGCCGAGAGACGACGCCGUCGAGCGACCUCUGCGGAGACUCGGACGAAAUGGACUCGCUGGCGAGGAAACCUUCGGCAGAGAAUCAUCGGCCGAGCAUCCUGGUGGCGAAGGCUCCACCGAAGGAGGAGAUCGAGGAGUUCUUUGCAACGGCCGACAAGUACGAGCAAAAGCGGUUCGCGGAGAAGUACAACUAUGACAUUGUGAAGGAUGUGCCCAUGGAGGGUCGGUACCAGUGGGUUCGUUUGAAGCCAUGAAAAAAAAGGAGAAAGAUGAGCUAAACUGACACUGGGUAGCAUAGAAGGGUUGCAUGCGACUACAUUUAUCUGAUUUGGGCUGGCUGAGCCUGAGGAGGAGGUAGAACUAGAAGGCGGUUUUUUGGUUUAUUAUUGUACAGCAUUCUGUCAUCUACCUACUACUAGUAGUAGUACUAUUACUAUUUAAGAAGGAACGAAGCUCUGCCUUCCUUUGUACUACAACUUCUAAAAGAAGCUUCAGUAUCUGCAAACAUCCCUUUCGGAAUGAAGCAUAAUUUCAAAAACAAAUAUUAAAAAAAAAAAAAAAUUUCCUCUU
Molecule: messenger RNA, 1070 nt
Organism: Juglans regia (Persian walnut)
Lineage: Eukaryota; Viridiplantae; Streptophyta; Magnoliopsida; Fagales; Juglandaceae
Product: cyclin-dependent kinase inhibitor 7-like
Exons: 4
Coding region: 128-754 (208 amino acids)
Biological process (GO): negative regulation of cyclin-dependent protein serine/threonine kinase activity
Cellular component (GO): nucleus
Molecular function (GO): cyclin-dependent protein serine/threonine kinase inhibitor activity
Source: RefSeq, a predicted model, not a curated record